GAGAGGAGGAGAGGCGGCAGGUGGGGAACAAAGGGGUGACAGGCAGAGAGAGGUGACAUGGAAGGUGGGGAGAGAUAACUGCCCCCAGAGCCCUCAUUCUGCACCGGCAGCUGCUUCAGCACUGGACAGCGACAGGAUCAGAUACCCAGGCAGGGGCGGCAGGGUCUACCGGGGCAGAUAACAGACAUGGCCACUGCCUUCUAAGGGAGGAGUCCCGGGAAUUACGGCAUUAGGGGCUUUUAUUUAUUUUUACUGUCUAUUUUUUUAGUAGAAUUACCCCAGGCAGGGCAGAUAGCUUUUAGGCAGAGGAAAGCCCCGUGAAAGGUUUGGGGUAAGCUGAGGGCAGCAGAGCUGAUGGGGGAGAGGUGGGUUUGCCGUUAUCCCUGCGCCCCCCGGCGAGGAUGUCGCUAAGGAGCCCCCGGUAGCUGCAGGAGGAGGAGGAGAGCGGUGCUGGGGAGGGAGAGGUGGUCGGUGAGGGGGGAGCAGGCUCUCCGGUGUCCCAGCUGAGCACGGCAGGGGAAGAGGUGGACGUGAUGGGCGAGUGGACCAUCCUGGAGCGCCUGCUGGAGGCUGCCGUUCAGCAGCACUCCACCAUGAUAGGGAGGUAAGAGGGUGGAGAGCGGCUGGUGACAGAGGGGAGGGCUGUGAGCCUCCGGAAUCCACGCAUGGAGGCAGAUACCCCUAGGACACACUGCCAUGCAUGCUACCAGACACGCUACCUCUAAGACAUACAGCGGAAGGGGCCCCGUCCCUCACAUGACAGGGGGGCCACAAUGCUCCAACUCAUACAGAGCCAUUUCAGAUUUUCCCACAGGAGGGGAGAAGAUAGGAUCCUGCUGACCGUGGUGGUGAUCUUCAGGAUCCUGAUCGUGGCCAUCGUGGGGGAGACGGUGUACGAGGACGAGCAGACCAUGUUCAUGUGCAACACGCUCCAGCCCGGCUGCAACCAGGCGUGCUACGACCGCGCGUUCCCCAUCUCCCACAUCCGCUACUGGGUCUUCCAGAUCAUCCUGGUCUGCACCCCCAGCCUCUGCUUCAUCACCUACUCCGUCCACCAGUCGGCCAAGCAGCGCGACCGCCGCUACUCCUUCCUCUACCCGCUGCUGGACAAGGAGCUGCCCCGGGACCACCGCAGGAUGAAGAACAUCAACGGGAUCCUCAUGCAGAACCCGGACCUCUCGUCCAAGGACGAGCCGGACUGCCUGGAGGUCAAGGAGAUCCCCAGUACCCCCAAGAAGACCCUCAAAAGUGCCAAGGUGAAGCGCCAGGAGGGGAUCUCGCGCUUCUACAUCAUCCAGGUGUUCUUCCGCAACGCUCUGGAGAUCGGCUUCCUGGCCGGCCAGUACUUCCUCUACGGAUUCAGCGUGCCCCCCAUCUUCGAGUGCGACCGCUACCCCUGCGUCAAGGAGGUCGAGUGCUACGUGUCGCGGCCCACCGAGAAAACCGUCUUCCUGGUGUUCAUGUUCGCGGUGAGCGGCAUCUGCGUCCUCCUCAACCUGGCCGAACUCAACCACCUGGGCUGGAGGAAAAUCAAGACGGCCAUGAGGGGGGUCCAGGCGCGGAGGAAGUCCGUCUCCGAGGUGCGCAAAAAAGAGCCGUCCACGCUGGCCCAAGUGCCGACGCUGGGGAGGACGCAGUCCAGCGAGUCGGCUUACGUGUGACGCGCGCCGGGCCGGGGGGUCCGGUUAUUAAGGCGGCAAGGACUUUUUCC
This is a messenger RNA of Spea bombifrons (plains spadefoot toad), 1711 nucleotides long. Its product is annotated as gap junction delta-2 protein-like. The coding region runs from base 774 to 1661 and encodes 295 amino acids. Gene Ontology annotation, cellular component: connexin complex. Gene Ontology annotation, biological process: cell communication. NCBI's taxonomy places the organism in Eukaryota, Metazoa, Chordata, Amphibia, Anura, Pelobatidae. The transcript is spliced from 2 exons. The record is from RefSeq and is a predicted model, not a curated record.